Messenger RNA from Limulus polyphemus (Atlantic horseshoe crab), 2088 nucleotides. RefSeq names its product hexosaminidase D-like. The record is from RefSeq and is a predicted model, not a curated record. The transcript is spliced from 16 exons. NCBI's taxonomy places the organism in Eukaryota, Metazoa, Arthropoda, Merostomata, Xiphosura, Limulidae. Bases 189 to 1649 code for a protein of 486 amino acids. Gene Ontology annotation, biological process: carbohydrate metabolic process. Gene Ontology annotation, molecular function: hexosaminidase activity.
GCGAUAUUGCUUUCCAUACAGAUCGCGAGUCAGGAAAACAAUAAACAAGUUCAGCUGUGUGUAUAGUAUUACUCUGUUGCCCACUUGCCAAUGUAGAUCUGUUUCAGCUGGAUGAGUAUAAUUAACAAUCACUCUUUGCUAUCUAAUUCUGUUUAUCAUAACAGAAGAGCAGGCUAUAAAACUUGGAAAUGGAUAUUGUUGCUAAAAGUUCCAGUGAUCUUGCAAGCUUAGUACAUCUAGAUUUGAAAGGUGCUCCUCCUAAGGUCGACUAUUAUGAACGGCUGUUUCCACUUCUUCGUGUUUUGGGAGCAACAGGUCUUUUGAUCGAGUAUGAAGAUAUGUUUCCAUACCACGGAGACCUUGAAGUUUUAGCCAAACCAGAAGCCUACAGUAAAGAUGAGAUUAAAAGAAUUCUGACAUUAGCAAAAGAACAAGAUUUGAUGGUCAUUCCUUUGAUACAAACAUCUGGUCACCUGGAGUUUGUUUUGAAGCAUCAAAAAUUUUGUGAAAUGCGUGAAGUAGAGAGGUUUCCCAAUGCAAUGUGUUUGUCUCAUACCAAUGCAUCAAAUCUUAUUCUACAAAUACUAAAUCAAGUUCUUGAACUUCAUCCUGAUGUACAGUGGCUCCAUCUGGGAGCAGAUGAGGUUUGGCACCUUGCUGAAUGUCUCAGGUGUGAGGAAAAGAUGAAAGAGAUGGCAUGGACAAAAGGUUACCUCUUUUUAAACCACAUGGUCACUGUUGUACAAAAUCUUCAAAAACACCACCCUAAUAUUAGAUUAAUAAUGUGGGAUGACAUGAUGCGCCAUUUAGAAGAAAAAGUUAUUCGAGAGUCAGAAAUUGCAAAAUUUGUAGAACCCAUGGUGUGGCACUAUCUUCCACCAGAUGAGUUUCGUCUUGGCAAAUCUUUCUGGGAGAAGUAUGCCUCCAUCUUUCCAAAUAUAUGGAUUGCUAGUGCUUUUAAAGGUGCAACAGACAUGACACAGUUGUUAACACCACCUAGCUACCAUCUAUUAAACCAUCAAGCAUGGCUGCAGCUGCUGGCAACAGAACUUUUUACAGCUUUCAAGUGUAUUCGAGGUAUUGCUCUGACUGGCUGGCAAAGGUUUGACCAUUUUACAGUAUUAUGUGAGCUGCUUCCAGUAGCUCUACCAAGUUUGGCUUUGUGUCUACAGACAGUUAUUCAUGGUCAGUUCAACUCUGAAGUUCAUGAGAAGGCCUCAAAAUUGCUAGGUUUCAAGGAACUUAUUCCUCUUGAGCUAUACCCCAGGCCUAAACCUGUGGUGUCAACUCCAGAAUUUCCAGGAGGAGAAAUAUAUGUGGAUGUGCAACACUUAACAAACAUCAUCACAGAAUACCAAAUUUUAAUGCAUCAUCCUAGUGUUGAAGGGGCAUUUACGGACUACCAUGUGGCAAAUAAUCGAACAAACCCACUUCAUAUUGAUCAGUUUUUACCAAAAGCUCGAGUCCUGUUAGUAAACAUGGAAGCACUUAAUAUACGUCUUAAUGACCAUCUUCAUCACAUCUAUGAUGCGAAAACCGUGGAAGAGUGGCUUGCUGUCAAUGUUCUUCCCUGUCUCCAGAAACUGAGACAUUUAGUACGCGACGCAGAACAACAAAAUGUCUUAAAUGCUUGCAUUUCCACGAGGUAGCCAUGAUGGAUAAAUAAUACAAGACUUUAUUAUGGGCAUCGAUGAUUCCAUUCUAUCCUAUGGUAUAUAUUUUUAUAUUUUUUAUGCCCAUGAUAGCUGUACAAAGCUUUAAAGUAAAACUGUGUUGGGAACAUAUUUGAAGUAAGUAGUUGUUUUAGAUAACAGUUAUCAAUGUUAGGUUCUUCAGGAAACAAUGUACAGUAUAUGAUAAAAUAAUGACAAAUCUCUCUAUUGCAGUAGAUUUUAUUUGUGACAACUACAAUGAUCAUUCUCUGCAUUUCUAUAUAUUAAAAGGGUUGUUUAGAAGUUUGGCCUUCACAACUCCUAUUAUCUCAAUUUUACAGUCUUACAGCAUCCAGUAAAAUUAUGUUUGGAUUCAUAGACCAGGUAAUCAUGUAUUGUAAAUUUUUCUCGAAAUAAAGUCACUAUUUGGAGCUGA